AUUCAUCACUAAAGAGUUGCUUGGUUGAAAAACAGUUGAUCAGAUUCCUCUGCACACCAAACUAACAACUUCCUCUGAGUGAGUCCAGCUACAGGAGAGACACUGCUGCUUCAACCUGCUGAGACUCCACACACUGAAGCUUCACUCAGACUAAAUGGCUUCCGGAUUAGAGGAGGCGUUCUGCUGUGCGAUUUGUCAUGAGGUCUUCAGAGACCCUGUUCUUCUGUCAUGCAGCCACAGCUUCUGUAAAGACUGUCUGAAGAGCUGGUGGAGAGAGAAACCAACACAAGAGUGUCCAUUUUGUAAGAGAAGAUCUUCAAAGAUAGAACCACCUUUGAAUCGGGUCUUAAGGAACCUGUGUGAGGCCUUCUCACAGGAGAGAGAUAGGAAACAUUCAGAGGGUCUCUGCAGUCUGCACUCUGAGAAACUCAGACUCUUCUGUCUGAACGAUCAGCAGCCAGUGUGUCUCAUCUGCAGGGAUUCAGUAAAACACAGCAGCCACAGAUUCAGACCCAUUGAUGAAGUUGCUCGACAACAAAGGAUGAAAUUUCGGGAAACUCUGGAGCCCUUAAAGAAGAAGUUAAAGGGUUUUGAACAAGCUAGAGGGAACUGUGAUCAAUUAGCAGACUACAUUAGGGUCCAGGCCCGAGACACAGAGAAGCAGAUUAGGGAGCAGUUUAAGAAGCUUCACCAGUUUCUAGAGGAGGAAGAGGAGGCCAGGAUCACUGCUCUGAGGGAUGAAGAGGAGCAGAAGAGUCGGAUGAUGAAGGAGAAGAUGGAGGCUCUGAGCAGAGAGAUGGCAGCUCUUUCAGAGACGGUCAGAGCCGCAGAGGACGACCUGAGAGCCGAUGACGUCUCGCUCGUGCUCAACUACGAUGCUGCAGUGGACAGCCUCCAGCAGCGCCCCCUGCUGGAGGAUCCACAGCUGCCCCCGGGAGCUCUGAUAGACCAGGCCAAACACCUGGGCAACCUGACGUUCAAGAUCUACAACAAGAUGAAGUGCAUGGUCUCCUACAGUCCCGUGGUUCUGGACCCAAACACUGCUCAUCCCAGAUUCCACCUGUCUGAAGAUCUGACCAGUGUGAGUCGAGGAUGGGAACAGCCACUUCCCGACAAUCCGGAGAGGUUCAUCGGCCUCAUCGUCCUGGGCUCGGAGGGUUUUAACUCGGGGAGUCACAGCUGGGACGUCGAGGUUGGAGAAAGUGCACGCUGGACACUGGGCAUUUUAAGAGAGUCAUUCCAGAGGAAGGUGCGCGGACAGACUGGAUGCUGGAGAAUAAGGCUGUCUGAAGGCGAAUACUCGGCGUGGUCACCGAAAGCUUCGCCCACCGUUCUCCGAGUGCAGAGGAAGCUCCAGAGGGUCAGAGUGAAUCUGGACUGGAACAGAGGAAAGCUGUCAUUCUCUGAUCCCGAUACUCACACACAUAUACACACCUUCACACACACUUUCACCGAGAGGAUGUUUCCAUUCAUUUUAAAUGGCGAUCACCUCUCAGUGAAGCUCUUUCCAAUGAGUGUGUCUGUGACAGUGGAAGAGAACAGUUAGCGAUAAAGAGGAUGAUUAUAUUAAGAUAUGUUUACAUAAAGGGAAACAUCAUUGAAUUUAAUUUCUUAUUUCCUGUUUGCUGUUACUUAGUUUGACAAUUUGCUUUUUGUAUCUGACCUGUUAAUAAGUGAAUUAAUUUUACUUAGCUUCUGUUUUUCAUGAUUGAUUCAAUGAUUAGCCUUUUCUCUUUUUAUCAAAACUGUAUCACUUUAAAUUUUUGCUAACUUUAGGCUUUGCAUUAUAGUUUGUAAUGUUUAUUUGUACAAAUGGAGUAUGUACUGAUACAAACAUGUAGGUACAGAGCAAAAUAUGAAUUUAAGGACUAAUAAUCUUGGAACUUAAAGCUGAUCUGUUUAGGAACAAAUCAUGUUACUUUUUUAUAUUUUACUGUUUAGAAAGAUUAAUAUAUUCAUAAAUAUAUCUGUCAUGUUUUUGUUUUGUUUGUACUUUGUGAAACCAGCUGUUUGUCUCUUCCUGUUGGGGAAUCUGUGCUGGACUUUAAUUUUUAUUGAUAAAUAGACAUCUUGUAUA
This is a messenger RNA of Seriola dumerili (greater amberjack), 2077 nucleotides long. Its product is annotated as tripartite motif-containing protein 35-like. Gene Ontology annotation, molecular function: protein binding; zinc ion binding. The transcript has 2 exons. The record is from RefSeq and is a predicted model, not a curated record. Bases 155 to 1546 code for a protein of 463 amino acids. NCBI's taxonomy places the organism in Eukaryota, Metazoa, Chordata, Actinopteri, Carangiformes, Carangidae.